Synchiropus splendidus (mandarinfish) is the source of this 3267-nucleotide messenger RNA. RefSeq names its product cold shock domain containing C2, RNA binding a (gene csdc2a). Gene Ontology annotation, biological process: regulation of mRNA stability. The coding region runs from base 306 to 773 and encodes 155 amino acids. Gene Ontology annotation, molecular function: mRNA 3'-UTR binding. Lineage: Eukaryota; Metazoa; Chordata; Actinopteri; Syngnathiformes; Callionymidae. The transcript is spliced from 4 exons. Gene Ontology annotation, cellular component: cytoplasm. The record is from RefSeq and is a predicted model, not a curated record.
CCGGAGCCUCCAUCCGGACAAAGAGCAGUGUGUGUGAAUCCUGCCCCGUCACCCCCGCCCUCCACCGGCUCCCCUCCUCUCUCUCACCCCGCCUGCUUCCACACCAACAUCCACUCACUUAUUCACCACAUGUCCCACCGCUUUCACCCGAUUACAUCACACAUUGAAACCAUUUCUCCACCCUGGAACAGCGGCCGACUGGUCCACCGGUGUCGCUGACUGUCUCGCAUGCCGGACGCUCCACUGUCAUGCAGGGGGUGUAGCAUCAGUUCUGUCUCAAAGGAACUGAAAAAAGAAAAGUGAAAAUGUCGGAGCCCAGCCCAUCCUCCCUGACAGAUCCUCCACUCCCCCUCACCUCCCCUCGCACCCCGCUCCAGGUCUCCUUCCCUUUCCUCAGAGAGGGCAGUCGUGUUUGGGAGAGGAAACCUCCUCAGGCGGGGGAGCUGCCUUCCCCACUGCCCACCAAGCGCACCCGCACAUAUUCCGCGACAGUACGAGCCCGGUCCGGCCCGGUCUUUAAAGGCGUGUGUAAGAACUUCUCCAGAUCUCAGGGUCAUGGGUUCAUACGGCCGUCUCAUGGUGGAGAGGACAUUUUUGUCCACGUUUCAGAUGUGGAAGGGGAGUACGUGCCUAUGGAGGGGGACGAGGUGACCUACAAGGUUUGUCCCAUCCCUCCCAAAAACCAGAAGAUCCAGGCAGUGGAGGUAGUCAUCACGCACCUUAACCCCGGCACCAAGCACGAGACCUGGUCCGGCCAAAUCAUCAGCUCCUAGACCUUUGCUCUGCUGUCUGUGAGGGACAACGGAAUGUGUAUUGGGUUUCUGCUUGGGUUGACUCAAGGUCAUUGGAACAAGAGGGUUUCAGGGAAAAAUCCACCUGGAAUGUAGGUUCGACUGUUUGAGGGGGAUAUUCAAGGGUGACCAUGUUAGUUUAACAGUUGCUUUUGGUGUCACUUUAAGAUGCAUUUCAACGUCUUGAUGUCUUACUGACAUUGUUUUAUGUAAUGUGAAACAUUUUUUAGAAAAUCGUGACAAAUCAUGAGAAAAGUUCACGCAAGUUCCUUUAAUUUCAGUGUUAUCACAUAACGUUACUACUUUUAUUAGACAGUAUUAUUACCAUCAGUACUACCUAAAAAAACAUGUCAUGUAGCUGCAUUGCUGGCGUAGCAUCACAGACCAAAAGCAAAGGUUGGUUGGGUCCAUGUUAAAAUAUUAACAUCAAAUCACACGUCAUUAAAAUGAGCAGAAUAUCAGAUUUGUAAGUUCGCCAUACAGUUCCACCACAUUCCCUGCAGCCUGAGGAACUUUCUUUUGAAGAGCUGCGUGUACUGUUCCAGCUAAUCCAUAGUGGAGUUGAUCUAACCAAGGGAAAAACUGCCAGUGUUCGUCUGUGAAAGAUGCACUGAUCUGCCUUCGGAGUAUUUUUCCUGGCGACUGUAAAACUGUGCACUUUUAGAAGGGCGUGAACACUUUCAUUUAGGCAUUUGAAAACCUAAUAAUCUUUCUGCUCUCACUAUUUUAAAAUGAAUUAUGAUUUUUUUGGUGUCUAGUGCAAGUGUUUUUUGCUCCAAUGACGGCUGCGUGUUCCUGUGGCAAACAUAUUUGCUGUGUGCAGAUGAAAAACCGGGCCAGAGGGUCAAGAGGAGUGACUGCUUGAAGUACCAUGCUGACAGAUUUGGAAAGUGAAAAAGGGAAACACUCAAGUCAAAAGGGAACACCUUUUUAACAAAAUAUGCUUCGGUAACCGUAAAUGUGAAAAAGCUGCAUAGGCUAGUUUAGCUGAAAGAGCCACGACAUUUUCUUUUGUGACACUAUGAUGUCAUUUACUGUCAUCACUAUUUUAUUUAUUUAUUUAUUUUUCAGAAAUUAGGCACAAUUUUGAGCUCAAAGGUAAAUGAUGACUGUUAGCUUCUAAUCCACACUAACUAGUAACAAAUAUAAUUUGAGUUAAAACCAGUAUUAUAAAUGCAUAUUUACCCUUUGAACAUGGACAUUAUUGCAGCUGUGUUUUGUGUCUCCUAAAGUUCAAAUAUUGCUCAAAUUAUUAUUAGGUAAGUGGUAUUCUUAUGCCCAAGAUCAUAAACUUGAAACAUAUUUGGGUUUCACACAGGAUUCUUUGGCUAUUGCUUACAUUCGCAUGUCAACACAAAUUGAACAAUCCGAUAAAUUCAAAACAGCGACUCAAAACAAAAAAAGUAACCAGUCAGGUUUCAGUAUAAAACACCAUCCUGAUGUCAUUUUUUUUACUUUGUACUGUAUAUAUAUAUAUAUAUAUUUCUGAAAAGGAUUACAGUCCGUAAAGUAGCCUAUAGUCUUCCUCAGGUUCAGAUGUCACACAUUUAUAGAAACAGAGUUGAAAUUGUAUUAAAUCUGAAGGCUGAAGUACUGUUUUCCCACAGUUCCCGCGUUGUUCGGGUUGUUGCAAUUGACUGUAAACCUGACAGUUUUCAUUGGGCAAACUCCCUUAACAGCUGAUGUAUGAGCCGUAUAAAUAACCCUGGUGAAGAGUAACUUUGCUUGAUCAAAUACACCCUCUGGUGAUCCUGCACUAGUGUUUGUCUCUUUAUGGCAGAUGUUUUUGGGGACGUGCACUCUGUACCGUGUCUAUGUGAUUUGUGUUAUUAUGCAACAACACUGUUUGAUGAUGUUCAUUGAUGUAACUUGUUAACCUCAUCAGUGUAUUGCCGCGUAAGCACUUUUUAUUUUCUUUUUAAAAAACACAGCGGUAGCUCGUCUGUUGCCCUGAGGAAAGAACAUUGAUUAAAAUACUGAUUCACAGAUUUGUCCGGCUGCUAAGUCUCUGCCUCUCACUGCUGGUUAGCUCUCUUUAGGAACAAUAGGACGUCUAUUUUAGGCGCCCUUCUUGACAUUGACACAGUUUCCUGGUUAAAUUGUCAGACGGUUUGUGCGUUCGACUUCCACCACCCCGACAGAAACUUGCUGACAUUUCCACCAUUUGAGUUGACUAACUGCCGUUUUGUUUGUUUUUUUGUCUUCAUGGAAUUGCUUAUCAAAUAAUGUUCUUCAUAGUGUGGGGAGAAUAGACAGUGUGAUCUAUUUUAGCCAAUAUGAACUCAUGUUCACUUAUUGAACAGGGUUCUAGGAAGUGCUCCAUAAAUAAUGCAUUAUUAUUAGCAGCAGUAGCAGGAUUAUGUUUAGUAUGGCAGCCCAUAUUAUUACAGGUAUUAACUUUGCUCAACUCAAAUGCAAACUUACUAUUGCCAUUAUUACAUCAAUUCUGAUAAUUUGUGGGGGGUUUUGUGUGUAU